GGUACCCUCCAGACCCCCACCUCCCUCUAUCAGGGUACCCUCCAGACCCCCACCUCCCUCUAUCAGGGUACCCUCCAGACCCCCACCUCCCUCUAUCAGGGUACCCUCCAAGCAGUGAAUCCGCUCAGAUUAGCAACACAGGGAGGGAUUGAUAGUACGACAGGUGAUUGACAAUUUUCUGUGCCCUACACAUUUUUUAAUCCAGAGUUACCGUUUUGCUAAGAGGAAUAUGUUAGUUUAUAUGGUGACUUUGCUCUUUUUGCUCUUGAAACAACAUGUUGUAAUAUAAAUAUUGUGAACUCAUAUGAAUAUUACUUUUCCUCUUUUUAAGCAUAAUCAAAAAUGAUGAGAAUGGAUUGAGUACUAGACGGUGAGUAUCGAUUAAAGAGGAAGAAUUCAUAUCACAUGCUCUCAUCUGUCAGUAUAAUGCAGUAUACUGUAAUACCACCAGUAUGUCUAAGGCCUAAUUAAUAAAUUAGAGUCUGUAGUGACAAUUAUGGACAAUGCUAACUAUCCCAACAAAAAAUUAAAUGUGAAAUCUCACCUAUUGCUUUGUGUUUACAGGUUUGCUGUUGUUUCCUGAAAAGGUCACAGUUUAGCCACAUUGCUGAAUUUGAUCCUUUUGGAUGGGCUGCCAUGGCCGUGAAAAGGCCAGCCAAGUUGCGCGUUAUUCUGAAUCCUGAUGACACCAGGAAGCUAAUUCUGCCUAAUGGAAUUCCAGAGACGAUGGAGCAGCUUAUGUAUGAAGUCAGGAAAGUGUGUGGGUUAAAUGCGAAUUUUAGACUGCAGUACCAAGACAGAGACUUUGGAGAUGCACUAGUGAACUUGACAUCUACUGCGGAACUUGAGGAUUUUGCAACUGUCAAGGUCGUCCCCAUAACUGAUGAUUGCAGCCAAGAAUUAAUUCUCAAUGUCUGUGAGGAUUUAGUGUCAACUCAAUCAGAUGACACAGAGCUCCUGUCCACACCCUCCAGCACUGUCUCUACAAGAACUCAGAUGUCGCCAAGAGAAUUUCCAAUACCAACAUUUUCCUAUGACACUGAACUGCAGUUAGAAAAGGGAAAUGCCGUGUAUAGGUCAAACAAGACAAGGUUGACACUGAGUUCAAAAAUAAAGUCAGAUAUUCUGGAAAAGGUAGCUGAAGAGAUAUUCGAGUACAAAGCCUACCCAACAGAUUCUGACUUCAGUGACGUUGCCGAAGCACUAAUCAAGAAGCAUCCAUGCCUCUCUGAACCUGGUUCAUACAGCGGUUGCUACGGGUGGAAGCAGCGGCUGAAGACAAAAAUGGGCAACUACCGAACUCAGCUCAAGGGCAUCGGGUGUUCUGAAUUACUUGCAAAUUCAUUGAAGUCCAAAGCUCCAGAGGAUGCAUUGCCAGCAAAAAAAGUAAAGAGACCUAGGAGAGGAGAGGCCAACCACAUACCUGACAUUCCAACUGGAGAGACCCCUGAAAAAUUAGAAAAUGAGAGACUGACACUUUUAAGCGAAGUGAAGAAGCGAAACAACCGUGCAGUGAUAAAGGACAAAAUGAACAAGACCUUUUCACUGCGAAGACAGGACAUUGUGGGAAAAGAAUCAGGAGUGGAAGAGUUGAAAGUUAGAUGGCCUGCAUUGUUCACAAUGGAUGAGAUUAAUGCUGAAUUCAUGAGGAUCACAACUGUUCCACUUCAACCGCGAUUCCUGGCGUCCUUGGACAAGCACCACAGCAAGCUGAUUGACAUCAUCAGAAACAAGGGAGGAGUUGUCAGGGAGAAGACCCGGAACAUACUGAAAGUUCUUGAUCAAAGCCUCGAGGUGAAUCAAAAAAGAGAGUGUCUGCUGAAGUGCCUUAUUCUGUACCUUGGGGAAGACGUGGACAAACUUAUCAAGGAGUAUCUGGUUGUGCAGAAGGAUGAAGCUGAAACCGAGCUUGAGAGGUGUACAAUGGCAGUGUUUGUCAUCAGGGAGGAGAAGGAUCCUCUCCAGCCACCACAUGACAUUGGGAUUGUUCUUGAAGGUGUGGAAGUCCUUAAUGAGUUGCCAUCGGUCGCACAUGCAUGUGCCAUGUUAUUUGGCUUCAUCUAUGCUCUAAACUUGAGCUAUCCAGGUGAGCUCAAAUACACUUUUGAUGCACUACAGAAAAUAUUCAUGGAGAUAGAGCCAAAGAAAAUGACACGCAAAGUGUGCAGUCUGAGUGUCAAGCUCUAAAUACUGGAUCAAUCAAGAAAGACAUUUGGAUACAGCAUGUUUUUUGUUCUGUUUUAUAGCUUGUAUUCAAAUACAUUCCAAGAUGAUGGAAGAGUUUCAUUGUUAAUUGUAAAUAAGAGAGAGAAACAGACUUUAAUUCAAAACUGGCUCCAGAGGAUGCAUUGCCAGCAAAAAAAAGUGGAAAGGCCAACGACAUACCUAACAGAGACUGUCACUUUUAAGUGAUGUGAAGAAGCGAAACAACUGUGCAGUGAUAAAGGACAAAAUGGACAAGACUUUUUCACUGCAAAGACAGGACAUUAUGGGAAAGGAAUCAGGAGUGGAAGAUUUGAAAGAUAGAUGGCCUUAAUUUCUGAUUGUCUCUGUUAACAGAAUUAUUUCUGUGGUAUAAAUAUUGUGGCACUGUUAUUAACACUGAAAUGUGAAUAAUGCUAAAUUCACAAUGACCAGCAAUUCAGUACUAGUAAUGGUAAUGUUCUUAAACUGACUUAUGCACAAAAGACCAAGCUUUGUUCAUAGAUUGCACCCCCAGCAAUUGAACUGCACUUUUCCUUGGUUGUUUUUUUGGGUCUCUUGAUCUCACAUUUGUAAUGGUUCAAAAUAAUGUGACAUUCAUACAUUCUGGUCAUUUUAUCAAAGGAUAGUUAAGUUUUAACACUGUUAGAAUCUAUUUUUACACUUCUUAAUGGCUAUUACAUUACAUAUCUCAGGUUCUAAAGGAGAGAUGUACAAACCCGUUUCACAUGUUAAGAUAUCUGUGGUUAAGGUUACAGAAAGGUUGCAUAAGGUUUAAAAAACAUUGAAAAGAUCAUGAUUUAUUUGAUUUUAUAGUUACUAUGUAUUUUUCCUCAAGUGUUGAGUAUACUUGCUAGCUUUAUUGGCCGCACAAUUCAUUGUGGGUUUCCUUUUUUGGGUUGUUUUUUUUUUCUUUUUUUUAGUACA
Sebastes umbrosus (honeycomb rockfish) is the source of this 3129-nucleotide messenger RNA. RefSeq lists its product as uncharacterized. Bases 637 to 2187 code for a protein of 516 amino acids. Gene Ontology annotation, molecular function: protein binding. NCBI's taxonomy places the organism in Eukaryota, Metazoa, Chordata, Actinopteri, Perciformes, Sebastidae. The transcript is spliced from 5 exons. The record is from RefSeq and is a predicted model, not a curated record.